Molecule: messenger RNA, 1302 nt
Organism: Saccharomyces kudriavzevii IFO 1802
Lineage: Eukaryota; Fungi; Ascomycota; Saccharomycetes; Saccharomycetales; Saccharomycetaceae
Gene: MTH1
Product: Mth1p
Exons: 1
Coding region: 1-1302 (433 amino acids)
Source: RefSeq, a predicted model, not a curated record
AUGUUUGUUUCACCACCACCAGCGACCUCAAAAAACCAGGUUUUGCAACGACGUCCAGUUGAUUCAGCCAAUACUAGUAACGGGUUUACAAGCUCGUUACAAACCAUCCCAGAAAAUACAAUGAACAGCACUGACAACGUUUCGUUUCAAAGCAUGCCACUAUCGGUGAGUAGUUCACAAUCAACAACCUCACCAAGAAGGGAUAAUUUCGUUAAUGCUCCUCCGGAGUAUACAGAUAGAGCUAGAGAUGAAAUCAAGAAAAGAUUACUAGCUUCCUCACCUAGCAGAAGGUCACAUCAUUCGAGCGGGAUGCACUCAGCAAGUAGAAGAUCCAGUGUAGAUGAAAGUGGUAGUUUACUCUCGGAUAACGCCUCGUCAUAUCAAUCAAGUCUAUUUUCCACUCCUUCUACAGUGCAUACACAGCUAACCAAUGAAUCCGCAUUCUCUGACUUCCCUAACCAAAAAUUAGUGACGAGGAUAAGUUUAGACGACGCCUUACCCAAAACAUUUUACGACAUGUACUCGCCAGAUAUUUUAUUAGCUGAUCCAUCUAAUAUUCUUUGUAAUGGCCGUCCCAAGUUUACUAAGAGGGAGCUAUUGGACUGGGAUUUAAACGACAUAAGAUCCCUCUUGAUAGUCGAGAAAUCAAGGCCUGAAUGGGGUAAUCAACUACCGGAGGUAAUAACAGUGGGUAACAAUAUGCCCCAGUUUAGAUUGCAGUUAUUGCCUUUAUACUCCAGCGACGAAGCCAUCAUUGCAACGUUGGUCCAUUCGGAUCUGUACAUGGAAGCCAACUUGGAUUAUGAGUUCAAACUAACUAGCGCCAAAUAUACUGUGGCCACUGCCAGGAAAAGACAUGAACAUAUAAUCGGCAGAAAUGAAGCUAUCAUGAACUUAUCUAAACCAGAAUGGAGGAAUAUUAUCGAAAAUUACCUUCUGAAUAUAGCAGUGGAGGCACAGUGUAGAUUUGAUUUCAAGCAAAGGUGCUCAGAGUAUAAGAAAUGGAAGUUACAACAGUCCAACUUGAAGAAGCCAGACAUGCCACCGCCCAGUCUGAUACCGCGGAGGAACAGUACGGAAACAAAAUCACUUUUGAAGAAAGCCUUAUUGAAGAACUUCCAGUUGAAAAAUCCCAAUAAUGACCUCGAUGAGUUGAUGAUGAGACCGGGCACCGCAUCAAACCAACAGGGGAAGAACAAAGUAAGUUUGUCUAAAGAAGAAAAGGCCACAAUAUGGUCGCAAUGCCAGGCACAAGUUUACCAAAGAUUAGGAUUAGAUUGGCAGCCGGACUCGGUAUCCUGA